AUGCCUCCCAAAAGGAAGCAUUCCAGCGAAGCAGAUACGCAUGACAAUGCGGCGCGCAGCAAGCGUUUUGCGUACUUGAAGCCUCAAGUUCGGCAGGUUUCCGAGCGUACGAUCAAGUCCAAAUGGACGACUCUGCCUGAGCCCGUGCAAGACAAGAUCCGCGAUAUGUUUCGAUCGCUUGAGCGCCCGGUCAUUGUGCGGCAUCAGAAUGAGCGCAAGCGCAUCGAAGCACAGGCGGCGGUUCAGGCCGUUGUCAGGAAUCUCGGGAAAAGGCUCCCUCGAAUGCCGUUCCCACCAGUCGCCAAGGAUUCUGUUUUUGAGUAUGAGGCUGCGCUUGACGAGCAUGUUUCUCUGGAGUCCAGCUUAGCUACUGUGACGGACAGUAUUGACCUCUUGAAAGCGGAGAUUGAAAGAGAAGAGGCUCUGCUAGCGAGCGAAACCAAGCAACUACAGGAGAUGGAGAAAAAUGCAACCCGUGCAGAGGCAGAGCGAAAACGACAGAUGAAGAACGCCCAUCCGGUACUCCGGCGACUCGAUGAAGCUUCUAAGAUACAGGGCCAAGGCCAAUCAGCAUUCACAAUUUCCGAAGCAAAAGAUUCGCAGUCAUCUUUCGAUGAGCUGGAGGAUGAUCCGGAAGUUCUAGAUCUAUUGGGUCAGUUGAAUGACCAUUUGAGGUCAAUGCAAAACAAUACUGCCCCCUUGGCUGGGUUGAAGGAUGCGAUCAUACGAUCGGAGGCAGCCUUGGAUCUAUUCUCUCCAUCGGAGACGGUCUGA
This is a messenger RNA of Aspergillus clavatus NRRL 1, 774 nucleotides long. RefSeq lists its product as uncharacterized. Lineage: Eukaryota; Fungi; Ascomycota; Eurotiomycetes; Eurotiales; Aspergillaceae. The record is from RefSeq and is a predicted model, not a curated record. The transcript is spliced from 5 exons. The coding region runs from base 1 to 774 and encodes 257 amino acids.